Messenger RNA from Vitrella brassicaformis, 1862 nucleotides. Lineage: Eukaryota; Vitrellaceae. The record is from the annotation of a GenBank genome assembly.
CAUGGUCACUUCUUUCAUCAGAUCGAGUGUUAAUUGUCCCAUGACAUGCAUACCAGCCCCUCCCCGCUCAAAUCUCUCGAUCGAUCGAAAAAACCCAGACACGUGUGCUGUGCGCGUGUGUUGUGUCCCUGUCUUGUCUGCCACCGUCUGUGCGAGUGCCGGCGCAUCGCAUGGCUCUCGAACAGCGGGUGGGUGACAAAGGAAGCCACACCGACGAAUACGCGACACGUGUCUGUCCUUCCACUCAUUCGUCUCGUCCAAACACAUUGACUGACAAGAGGACGGCACCACUGCACCGCACACUCACGAAUUCGCUGCCCGGAGCUCACACGCAUAGCAACCAACGCAUUCACACUUUCCCUCUUCCCUCCCCCUUGUCAGCCUUACACAUAAGAGAGAGAUGCAGAGAAUGGCAGGCAGGCAACCAACAGACAGUCAGACCUUCAUUCAGGCAGACAGACCCUUACACAACCAUCCAUCCCUCGCCCCACCCACCCACCCUCUUGUCCCAUCCUGUCUGCUCCAUCCAUCCAUCCAUGGGUUUCAUCAAUUAAUCACUUUCGCACGGCGCGUUUUUUGGGCGCGGCCUUGGCGUUGCCAUUGUUGGGCUUGAGGCACUUGCUGGCGGGGUGGCAGCGGUGGCAGAGGUAGGGCUCCUCCUCAGGCCAGUUAUUCACCUCCUCGUUGGUCAUUCCCACACACUGCGAGUGGAACCACACGUGGCACUGGUCACACGCUAUCAUCGCUGACCCUGCCAUGACCUUCCCGCAGUAGCAGUGCGUGUUGUCAUAGUAGCUCUGCUGCUCCUGCUGCUGUUGCUGAGAGAUGCCUGUGUUGGCAUUGCUCGACGGCGUGGGUGAUGGAGGCGCCACACCGCCACCCGCGGAGGACCCGGCUGCUGUGGCUGCCGCGCGGCGAGGCUGCUGGCGUGACGCCAUGGUGGAGACAGAGGGCGGGAGCAGGGGCGACUUGACCUCGCCCUCACCCGCACCCUUGGCCCCGGCUGCCGUGCCGUAUGGGAAUGGCCGUUUCUUGCCCGCGUCGCCGUUGGUGCGGUCUUGGUCUUGCGAGGAGGGGUGGAGCUUGGCGCGGAUGGGUCGUCGCUUGUGUCCCGCCUCGUCCUCUUCCUCAUCCAUGAGCUCCUCGCCCUCGCCCUCCAUGGCCAUGUUGAAUGCGUUGGUGGGCAGGCCCUCCUCCAGCUGCCGCUCGUCGAGCUCGUCCAUGGCCGCCUGGUCGAGGGGCGAGGCGGCGAACGAUGCCUUGGGUGUCUGCAGGUGGCGCAUCAGUCGCGCGUUGGCCGCCAUCUGGUUGGUCCACUCGAACAGCGGCGGGGCGUCGGGCGGCGCGUUGGGGAAGAUCUCACGGUGGUCGCCGUCGCCUCCCCCUCCCCCCUCCUUGGCCGACGGGCUCUUGGCCUCCUCCUGCUUGAUCGUCACGGCCUUCCCUCCUCCCACGAUGGGCGCCUCACCGAAGAGGCCGCGCUUGAAUUGCUCCAGGUCGGCUAUGGAGGCCGUGAGGCGAGCAGCAUUCGCAUCCUUGCCCAGGAGGGAAAGCGGCUCGCCCUGGCUAACGCGGGUCUUGAGGUUUGCGAGUGAGGGGCGGAAGGAGGCGGGUUGGCUGGGCGGUGGGAGGCGCGACAGAGCGAACUGGUAGAGGGUCGCGUCGGGCAUGUCCACGUUACACACCUCGAUUUGGCUCAUCCUCGCUCGCUGGGAUGAGUAGGCUGGAGAACUCAGACCAGUUACUGGACUCAGACCAGAACCUCACCGGGAUCACCGAUUGGAAGGUUGAUGAUUCAAAGACCUUCAGCAGCGGCCUCUCGCCUCACAGAGGAGCCUUUCCCUCCCAGACCCAAAGCUCCA